GAAGCGCCUCCCCCCAGCUCCGCGGCGCUGCUGCUGCUGCUGCAGUCUUCGAAAAGGCCGCCUGUGGGAAGCAUGGAGAGCCCCUUCCUCGCUCGCUCGCUGGCUGGCAGCCGGUCCCGGUCGUCGCUGCCCGACCUUGGGCUGAACUGGAGCCUGCCUUGCCACUGACAACUGGGCGCCUGCUUCCAGCUCCUUCCGCCCGCAACAGCCGUGUGUGCCAGACCGAGGCCGAAGGAGCUCCGCGGCUGCUCCUGCUGCCGCCGCCGCCUGGGCUGGCUCUCUCCUGCUGAGCUGCGAGCACGUGCCUCUCUCGCAGGCUGCCUGUCACCCCACAACAAGGAAGCGAGCGGCGGUCGGAAUCUCUUCUCCGCGCAACUUUUGCACCGGCCAGGUUGGCAGCCAUGGAAGAAGGGAGCCUGGGCAGCAUGCAGCAGAGAGCUGUUGAGCUGGAACAUAUGGCCGAAGUCCUGCUUACUGGGGAGCAGCUACGGCUCAGGCUUCAUGAAGAAAAGGUAAUUAAAGAUCGAAGGCAUCACCUCAAGACAUAUCCAAACUGUUUUGUUGCCAAAGAACUUAUUGACUGGCUGAUUGAUCACAAGGAGGCCUCAGACAGGGAGACUGCAAUUAAACUGGUGCAGCAAUUGCUGGAUUGUAGCAUUAUCCAUCACGUUUGUGAUGAACAUAAGGAAUUCAAGGACCUCAAACUUUUUUACCGGUUUAGGAAAGACGAUGGAACGUUCCCACUUGACCACAAAGUGAAGGUAUUCAUGAGAGGACAGAGGAUAUAUGAAAAGCUGAUGAAUACCGAAAAUGCUCUUUUACAAGCCCGGGAAGAAGAAGGGAUAAAAUAUGAGCGCACGUUCAUGGCUUCUCAGCUUAUUGAUUGGCUGAUCCAGGAAGGGGAAGCUACCACAAGGUCUGAAGCUGAGCAACUUGGGUGUAGACUGCUGGAGCAUGGAAUUGUGCAGCAUGUGUCCAACAAGCACCAUUUUGUAGACAGCAACCUGCUGUACCAGUUCCGAAUGAAUUUCCGUAGAAGGAGGCGGUUGAUGGAGCUGCUUGCCGAAAAGUCCCACUUGAUGCCCGAUAGUCAUGACAGCCCCUUCUGCCUGCGGAAGAAGAACCACGACAACAAAAAGCACACCAGCUUUCUCUCAGUGAGCCCCACCAAGGAGAUAAAGAUUGUUUCAGCUGUGAGACGGAGUAGCAUGAGCAGUUGUGGGAGCAGUGGGUACUUCAGCAGCAGUCCAACCCUCAGCAGCAGCCCGCCGGUACUAUGCAACCCUAAAUCUGUAUUAAAGAGAGCGGUGAGUCCUGAAGAACUUCUGAUGCCCGGAGCUCCAUAUGCCAGGAAAACCUUCACAAUCAUAGGUGAUGCUGUUGGGUGGGGAUUUGUGGUACGUGGGAGCAAGCCAUGUCAUGUCCAAGCUGUGGAUCCCAGCGGCCCAGCAGCUGCAGCAGGAAUGAAGGUUUGCCAGUUCGUCGUUUCAGUGAAUGGGCUCAACGUUCUCCAUGCAGACUACAGGACAGUGAGCAAUCUCAUCCUGACCGGCCCUCGAACCAUCGUCAUGGAAGUGAUGGAGGAAAUAGAUCCCUGAGAAGACCUCUCGGUACAACACACCUACCAUGGACUUGGAUGCAGAGCAAACAGGAGCAAUGUUAUUUCAGGGAAUUAGCUCAUGCCAUUGUCCGAGUAAAUUAUUCUGCCUUCUGGGAACUUUUGUCCCUCAUUUAACAAUAAUAACUUUGAUGCCUAGGCUAAGGCUACAUCUGCAUUUGUGAAAACCCGAGGGUCCGGUGUGCAAACUCACUGGCACAUUCUACAUUAGGCUAUGAGGCAGCUGCACAUUGGGGAUGUAGCCAGCUGAGGUGGUCUGCACAACACAUGGGCAUGAUGGCAGAACCAGUGUCUGCGUCAUGUCAGGAGUCGUGAGUAUGAGGUUCCCCAGUGUCACUGUGUUCCUCUUUUAAUUUAUGAUGCUAAAACUGUGAUGGGGCAAACACACUAGCUGGCUUUUGUUUGAGAUGUCAGCAGUGCUUUAGCAGAAUGUACAAAGGGAUGUGUGCUUGUUUUAGAAGCAGGCUUACAAAUACUUUGCUUUAAGUUCAGAUUUUGUGCCAAGAAAAAGCAAAUUCGGCUACUCCUGCAGAGGGACAAGAAGCUCUGCAGAACUGGGAUGGUGCCAUAGCUCAGUGGUAGAGCAUCCGCUUUACAUGCAGACGCUCCCAGGUUCAAAUCCUGGCAUUUCCAGGGAACACGGGAAGCUGCCAUAUACUGAGUCAGACCAUAGGCCCAUCGAGCUUGUCUACACAGACUGGCAGUGGCUUCUCCAAGGUUGCAGGCAGGAAUCUCUCUCAGCCCUAUCUUGGAGAUGCUGCCAGGGAGGGAACUUGGAACCUUCUGCUCUUCCCAGAGCGGCUCCAUCCCCUGAGGGGAAUAUCUUAUAGUGCUGACACUUCUAGUCUCCCAUUCAAAUGGAACCAGGGUGGACCCUGCUUAGCUAAGGGGACUAGUCAUGCUUGCUUCCACAAGACCAGCUCUCCUCUACUUUCCCAGGUACAGCUGGGAGAGACUCCCACUUGAAACCUUGGAGAACCGCUGCCAAUCCGUGUAGUAGACAGUAGUGAGCUAGAUGGACCAGUGGUCUGACUCAGUAUAAGGUAGCUUCCUGUGUUCCGUACUGAAGCUGCACCACCAAUCUGCUUGGGGCCAGACUAGCAGAGACAUGGGAUAUCUAAGUUCCAACACACUCACACCUAAAAUUGCUAUUUGCCGUGCUGGGGAAAAUAUACAGAUACUUCCAUGUUUUUCCCAGGUGGGCAAAUAGCAUCUCUGGGUGGUAGAAGUUUUUUAGAUCAGGAAAAUGGCAUGAGGGGGGAGGGGUAAAAAAACCCCACUGAGAGCCAAUGCCUGGGCUUGGCUGCCCGUGAGAGCCGCCGGGACCCACGUGGAUCCUGGUGCUGCCACAGUGCCAAACCCAGCGUUCAAGCCCAGCUUUCCGUUUCAAGCCUGGCUCCAUUAAUCCAGGAUUGUUUGACAGAGAGACAGGCCCCUAGAGUGCCUGUUCCCCAGGGGGAAACCCCCCCCCCGCCCAAUGCACCAUGCUCAUUGCACGGUGCAUUGGAGGAUUCCCCCGGCCUCUGCAACGCCACACUAGUCACUGCUGUUCCUGGAUCAUCUACAGGGAAGGUCGGCUUAACCCUGCCUCCCCGCUGCCCAGUCACGUGGAAGGCCCCAGUAUCUUGAUGCAGCCCUGUUCCAUUCAGAGCUGUCCCACAGCACAUGUUGCUUUUAGAAAAAAGAAAUGUUGGGCAAUCCUGUCAAAGAUCUCCCAUCUCUUAAGCCAGUUUGUUUGACCCUCAAGCUCUUCUAAGGUUCUAAGAUUUCACCAGGUAUUCACCACAUAUUUCAAGAUUUCCUUAACAGUCAUAAGGCCUAGAAACAUGUCUUUUAAAAGAAAGGAAUGUUGAGAUGCUCAAGAUGGUAAAUUCUGUGCUCGGUGUACCAUAAUUUGCAUCUGCUCAAUACAAAUGCAGAAAUGUGGAUUACCAAAGUGACUGAUUACAAGCUUUGCCUCCCCCCCUCCUCUCUCACACACACACUUUCAAAUGGCUCAAACUCAUUGAAAUGACAGCAUGAGCUUCAGAAUGACUUGGAAGCCAUCAGAACGGACGCCAACACUUCUAGUCUUCAAAGGUUCAUGCAUUUGGUUGCCAGUUGCCAACACAUUUUUAACCUUUUCCAUAAAUGUGGCGGUGGGGGGAUGUAUACAUUGGACAUCUAAAGCAAUGAUCUUCCCUGUUUUUCAGACAGGUGCCACUCUGCUUAGAACCCUCCAGUGUGUGUGUCUGUGUGUGAGCCAUCUCCCAUCGUGCCGACCUCCUCACAGGACUGCGCUUUCCUCCGUAGUUGGAGGGCCUUUUAAGAGAGACGGAGCCCUCCCUUAAGAGCCCUCGGAGGAAAGUGCCGGGAAGGGCUACACUUCCAUGCACGCCUUCCAAGAUGGCACAAGGGCUCCAGAGGGCUCUGUUCCCCUUAAAGGAGCCCUCUGGUGCUGGGCACAGGACAACACUGCACAGUGGGAUUGUCCAUCUCCACGUGAUGCCAGGGGGGCUGUGCAGAGUGUUCUGCUUUGGCCAAAGCGUCUCACAGGCCCAAUAAACAGCCAGGGGACUAACUGCACUUAGGGGGAUGCAGGGGAAUAACUGCCACUGGCUCCUGGACCCUAGAAGGAAGAAUACUCCCUUAAUGUUUUUUAACUUUAUUAUUAUUAUUAUUAUUAUUAUUAUUUACACUUCUAUCCCGCUCUUCCUCUGAGGAGCUCAGAGGUGUGCAUGGCUAUUUUUAUCCUCACAACAACCCUGUGAUGUAAGUUAGGCUGAGAGAUACAUGACUGGCCCAGAGCCACCCAGUGAGUUUCAUGGUUGAAUGGGAUUUCGAACUUGGGUCUUCCCGGUCCUAGGCCAUCACUCUUAACCACUACACUAUGCUGCCUUAGAGCCUGCUCCCCAGAUGUUAUUGGACCACAGCUCCCAUGAUGGGAGUUUGUAGCCUAACAACUAUUGGGUACCCAAGUAUGAGAAACUUCAUCGAUAGUGUAAUGGAUAAAGUAUGGGAUUGGGACCAGGAGCCCUGGAUUCAAACCCCUGCGCAUCCAUGAAGCUCCCUGCGUGGCCUUAGACUGGUCAUUUUUUAUCUAGUCCCAGAAUAAAUGGGAGACACCCCAUGUAUCUUCAGCUCCCUGAAGGAAGGGUGGGAUGCAUGUAUGAAAUCUCAGUCUCAAUGUCUUCUCUCGGGGGUUCUCAGCUUAGGUCCCCAGUUGUUGGACUACAACUCCCAUCAUCCCCACAAAUGGCUUUCAGCCAUUGUGGCUGGGGAUGAUGAGAGUUGUAGUCCAACAACAUUGAGGACCCAAGUUGGAGAACCCCUGCCUUAUCUGAAAAAUGGGAAUAAAACUGGCCUACCUCUCAGGAUUGUUGUGAAGAUUGAUUUUUAAAAAAAUCCUUAAAACCAGCAUAAUACUUAAGCAUGCAGUGAUUUAAGUAGUUUUUAGACUGCAGCUCAGUCUUUCAAGCAAGCUCUUUGGCACAGUAUUUUGACAGUCCUGAUUUUAAAAUAAGUGAAAGCACUUUCCAAAGCUAUAUCUUUAAUAUUGUACUAUGAAAUGACAACUCUGAUAUUCAGGAGCUCAAAUUGAACACAGUAUACAGUUUGGAUGAGAGGAAUGGACCUGUGAAAGCUUCGACUAAGUAGCAUUUUCAGAACGCUAAAAUUAAAAAAACACUGCAGACACAAUAUGUAAAAUAUGCUUCUGAUACUGUUGGAUAUGUUUUUGCUUUUAAAAGAGCAGAGGAUUUUGUUUUUUGUUUUGAUUUGGUAGAAUUUCAUCAGGAUCAUUAUGACUAAAGAUGCUCAAUGAACUGUAUACCCUUGUGGAGUCUAACUUAGAGCUGAUCUUUAUAAAUUAAAGCUGGAACCAGGCCCACCCACCCCAAGAAAGCUGAAGGCUCUUUGAAAGAGGGAUUGCUCCUAUGGUGUGUGCAGUCAUUUCACUUUCACAUCUGGUAAACAGGUUUUGCAAGGUUUUGUAUUGCUUCAAAACCCUGCAAGACUUGUUUGACUAAAGGCCACAGUGGUACAAAAAAGAAAUGUUUAGGUAGGAAAAUAAAACUUCUUAAUAAAACUUAGGUAGGAAAAUAAAACUUCUCAGACCGAUUUCAGCUCUUAAGGAUUAUUGUCUGUUUCCGGACAAAAAUUCAGAUUCACAGGCCAUGACAAUGCUGGAUUCAAAUCUUAAAAUCUCAGUUUUUAAAACCAAUUAUGUACACUUAUUUUUGCUUUCCCCCCUUCUUUUUUCUGAGGUGCAUUUGUGACUGCGGGUCCCCAUGGGCACAGUUUGUCAUCUUGUGGCAAACUGCUCAUAGUAAAAUUAUGACAUCUAUGCUCAACUCUUUGAAUCGGGGAUGGGUAGAGCAUCUGAAUCAGUGGUAGAACAUCUGCUUUGCACGCAGGAGGUCCCAGGUUCAAUCCCUGGCAUUUCCAGGUAGGUCUGGGAAAGGCCCCUGUCUGAAACUCUGGAAAACUGCUGUCUGUCAGUUUAGACAAUACUAAUCUAGAUGGACCAAUGGUCUGACUAGAUAUAAGGCAGCUUCCUGUGUUCCUAUAAAUGCAAGUCUAGUGAAAUUUAUGCCUCUUUGAAAAAUUCACAUUUGAAUAGGAUGGCUUUGAAAUAUGGGAAAGAUGAGGUGUUUUGAGUGUGAGCAAAUAUUUGCGUUAGCAUUGUACUUCUCACUCCCACAAGAGGUGUGCUAUAAAUUUGUUGAAUGUAUACAUAUUUAUAUGUUUUCCACAAGACUGUAUAAGCUAUACAUAGCAGAGGUAUUCUGGUACGGUUCUGUUUAUAAGUAGAAUUUUUAAAAUAAACUUUUUAAAAAGAAA
Molecule: messenger RNA, 6439 nt
Organism: Hemicordylus capensis (graceful crag lizard)
Lineage: Eukaryota; Metazoa; Chordata; Lepidosauria; Squamata; Cordylidae
Gene: DEPTOR
Product: DEP domain containing MTOR interacting protein
Exons: 10
Coding region: 402-1598 (398 amino acids)
Biological process (GO): intracellular signal transduction; negative regulation of TOR signaling
Molecular function (GO): protein binding
Source: RefSeq, a predicted model, not a curated record